AUGGCACCGACCAAGACCACGAAGACCAAGCCGCAUGGCCGCACGCGCCUUGCCAGCGACGCGGCACCGCCCAAGCCGUCGCUCAUUAGCACGGAGAGCCUUGCGACGGCCAUUGCGCGCUGCAAGGAAGAGGUCGCCGAGAUCGUCGCCGA
Molecule: messenger RNA, 152 nt
Organism: Saprolegnia parasitica CBS 223.65
Lineage: Eukaryota; Oomycota; Saprolegniomycetes; Saprolegniales; Saprolegniaceae
Exons: 1
Source: RefSeq, a predicted model, not a curated record